Messenger RNA from Dryobates pubescens (Downy woodpecker), 1134 nucleotides. It is a transcript of the gene PDIK1L, whose product is annotated as PDLIM1 interacting kinase 1 like. The coding region runs from base 76 to 1101 and encodes 341 amino acids. The record is from RefSeq and is a predicted model, not a curated record. The transcript has 3 exons. NCBI's taxonomy places the organism in Eukaryota, Metazoa, Chordata, Aves, Piciformes, Picidae. Gene Ontology annotation, biological process: protein phosphorylation. Gene Ontology annotation, molecular function: ATP binding; protein kinase activity.
GGGCAGCCCUAUAAUGGCGGCCGGGCGGCGGCGGCGGCGCGGCGCUGGCGGCCCUGAGAACCCCUGGCCCUGAAGAUGGUGAGUAGCCAGCCUAAGUACGAUCUAAUUCGGGAGGUUGGCCGCGGCAGUUACGGUGUGGUGUACGAGGCGCUGGUCAGGAGGACCUCCGCGCGGGUGGCGGUGAAGAAGAUCCGGUGCCACGCGCCGGAGAACGUGGAGCUGGCGCUGCGCGAGUUCUGGGCGCUCAGCAGCAUCAAGAGCCGGCACCCCAACGUCAUCCACCUGGAGGAGUGCGUCCUGCAGAAGGAUGGCAUGGUGCAGAAGAUGUCCCACGGCUCCAGCUCCUCCCUCUACCUGCAGCUUGUAGAGACCUCGCUGAAAGGAGAGAUCGCCUUCGACCCGCGGAGCGCUUACUACCUGUGGUUCGUGAUGGACUUCUGCGACGGGGGGGACAUGAACGAGUACCUGCUGUCCCGCAAGCCCAGCCGCAGGACCAACACCAGCUUCAUGCUGCAGCUCAGCAGCGCCCUGGCCUUCCUGCACAGGAACCAGAUCAUCCACAGGGACCUCAAGCCCGACAACAUCCUCAUCUCCCAGAGCAGGGGGGCCGCCGCCGACCCCGAGCCCACCCUGAAGGUGGCCGACUUCGGGCUGAGCAAGGUGUGCUCGGCGGCGGGGCCGAGCGCCGAGGAGCCGGCCAGCGUCAACAAGUGCUUCCUCUCCACCGCCUGCGGCACCGACUUCUACAUGGCCCCCGAGGUCUGGGAGGGACACUACACCGCCAAGGCAGACAUCUUCGCCCUGGGCAUCAUCAUCUGGGCCAUGCUGGAGAGGAUCACCUUCGUCGACACGGAAACCAAGAAGGAGCUGCUGGGCAGCUACGUGCGGCAGGGCGCGGCCAUCGUGCCGGUGGGGGAGGCGCUGCUGGAGAACCCCAAGAUGGAGCUGCUGAUCCCCGUCAAGAAGAAGUCCAUGAACGCCAGGAUGAAGCAGCUGCUGAAGGAGAUGCUGGCGGCCAACCCCCAGGACCGGCCCGACGCCUUCGAGCUGGAGCUGCGCCUGGUCAACAUAGCCUUUAAGGACAGCAGCUGGGACACGUGAGCCGCCGCGCCGGCCCGCCUGGCUGAGCUGCUC